UGGUCCAUGAAAUCAAGCAAAACAUCGGUGUGGUCGUUCUCAGGUUUCUCUCUGCUAUUAUAUUAUCUUAAAAUAAACAAACGGAUUACUGAUAUUGAAUUUUAUUGGCGUUGAUUUGAUAAUCAAAAAUGUAUAAUUUAAUAUGUACGAGUGGAUACUAUAGUGUCUAUAAUGAAAGGCAAAUGAAGAAAAGAUGUAUUAAAAAAUCAUACAUUAUUGCAACUAAUAAAAGCAAAUUCAGCUUGCAACAGAUUGCAAACAAUUUAAACAAGAAAAUUCCAAAAGUAAGGUUAACAACUUUAUCAAUAGCAGAUUUAUUGCUAGCUGUUAAUUCCAAUGCUAUAUUAAAUAUUGGGACAUUAAAUGUGAAAUCUAAAAUUGAAGAAGACAUUUGCGUUCCGUCAAACAAUAACUAUGAUACUGAACAGUGUAAUACAAACCAAAGUUUUGAUUUGAUGUUUUGUGACAAUACAAAUGACAUAGAGAAUAUAAAAGGUUCUGCGUAUUUGACUGAAGAUGUUCUUUCUAUCAAUGAGAAACCUAAUACAUUAAUUGAUAGUAGCAACAACGUAAUGAGUGAUUUAUUGCUAACUGCCAAUUCUAAUACUGCGUUAAAUAUUGGGAUAUCAAAUGUGAAUAACGAUAUCAAAGAUAAUUCGACAAUAUUAAACAAGCCCUCUGAUGUAACAGAGAACGUUGAAUGUGAUGAAGUUGACUCUACUUUUAUAAUUUAUGAAAACGCAAAUGUCGUUGACAAAUUUAAAAGUCCUAAAAAAUCUUUCAAGAUUUUAUCAGAAGUACCAAAUGUGAAUAAUAUAUUAGUAAAAGAGACAACACUUCCAAUGCUUACAGAGAAGACUGACAAUAUUCCAUACAACAAUAUGCGGCUGAGUAAUAAAUAUAGUAUCAUUAAUAACAAUAAUGCUUCUUUAAAUGCAAAUGAGACUUACAUUCUCGAUAAUAGUUCAACUGGUACAUUAGCUCCACCUGCGGAAUUUACAUUCAUAGAGAAUCAGUUAAAAUCAAAUUAUGAAAUUAACGAUAAUAAUACUGACAAUGAGUCUGAUACUUCUUUUACAUCUAAAAAUAGUUUUGAUGAUAGUUUUCAUACAUCAGAUUGCUCUAUGUUUGAAGACACAGAUGAAGAUCAAACUGAAAAUACACGUGAAUAUAUAACUAAUACAAGCAAAAGUAAAACUGUGAACAGUACAUUAAAUUUGACAUCAUGCUUAUCUAAAGUAGCUGUAUGGGAUGAUAGAAAUAUGUAUGUGGAAACUUCUAACAAUCCUAAAUCGAAAAAAUUAAGUAUGUGCCCAUAUUGUAAAAAACUUCAAACACAAUUUACAAGACACUUAGAAUGGAUACAUAAAAAUGAAGAAGAUGUGAAAAAGUUCUCUCUUUUACCUAAGGGUAAUUCAGAACGAAAGAAGAUUAUUGGUAUACUUCGACGAACAGGAAAUUUCAUAUAUAAUACAGAUUCUAACAUAAAUAAAGGAGAUUUAAUUGUAUGUCGGCGUCCAAGAACAAAUAAACAAGCAGCCGAUUUUAUUCCUUGUGCAAAAUGUAAAGGUUUUUUUGCUAAAAACAAUAUAAGACAUCAUUUUCGUUCUUGUGUACAGAAACAAGAACCUCAACGAAAUGUAAAAUUAUUGGGACGUACUGUUGCUUGUCGUAUACAUCACAGUGCAUGUACAUUGUUAAGAAGAUUGGUAUUCCCAGUUAUGAGAGAAGACAAUAUAGCUCAAAUUAUUAGAUACGACGAGUUACUGAUUGCUUAUGGCAACAAAUUGUGUCAGAAUAAGUAUCGUCCCCAACAUCACGAUAUGAUCCGAGCGCGAUUGAGAUUACUUGGACGAUUUCUUAUUGUUUUGAGGGAUAUCGAUGACAGUGUAGUAGAUUUUACUUCAAUAUAUGAUCCAACAAAAUACGAACAAUGCAUCAAAGUUGUCAAUAAACUUGCACAAUUUGAUGAAACGACUGAGACAUAUAAAAUAUUAUCUGUUGCAUCAUCUUUGGGAAGAUACAUUAAACAAGUUGGGCAAGUUUUAAAAAGUAUAUGCAUUAAGAAACAAGAAUUUCACAAACAAACUGUGGUAGAAGAUUUUUUGAAAUUAUUUACAGAGAAUUAUCUUGCCAGUAUAAAUAAAAUGAUACUUGAAACUCAAGAGUAUAAAAAAAGGGGACAAAAAAAUAUUGUCUUGCCAUCAAUAGAUGAUAUUGAGAUGUUCAAUACUUAUCUCAAAUUUGAACGCACAAAAGCUCUACAAUUUUUACAAACAACUGGUUUCUCGAUUCAAGCAUGGCGUAUGCUAGCUGAAACAACAUUAGUAUCUAUUAUGGUAUUUAAUAGAAGACAUCCUGGUGAACUAGAGCGUAUUUUAAUUGAAAAUUUAAAAAAUUGUACAGCAAUUUCUAAAGAAGAAGCACCUGAAUUAUAUAAAUCUUUAUCCAAAUAUGUACGAAUGACAAUACGCGAUAAUUUAGGAAGACUAGUUCCUGUGUUGCUCCAUGAAGAAAUAUUAAAAUGUAUGCAAAUGAUUGUUAAUUAUCGUAAACAUGCUGGUGUUCCCGAAAAUAAUCCUUAUAUCUUUGGUAUAUAUACAAUCGACAAAAACAGAUAUAAAUAUUUAAAAGCAAGUGUAUUAAUGCGAAAACAUUCUAUAAUUUCUGGAUUGAAAAUACCAACUUCGUUACGAAAUACAAUAUUAUGGGAACAUAUUGCUACAGUAUGCAUUUCAUUAGCUAUAUCUGAACAUGAAGUGAAUGAUCUAACGGAUUUUAAGCCCCAUCACGAAAAAAUAUAUAAAUCGCAUUCUAAACAGUCCGUCAUAACAAAUUUGGCUAUAUCACGUUUAUUCAAAUACACACAAGGAGAAGAUGCAAGCGAUGAAAGCGAUAAUGUUGAUGAGGAUGAAAAUGAGAAUAAUAUGACUAAUGAUAAUAACAUACAUUCAAUUUUAAAUAUUUCUGAUACUUUAUCAGCAUUAACAAAAACAAGACAAUCUGAACAGCUGCCUAUCAAAGAGAAAGAUUUCAAUAAUCAUAUAAAUAAUAAUAUAAAGAAAAAUAAAGUGAACCGCUUUUUAGCUCCUAAAAGGAAAAUUAAUCAUAAUAGUGAAAAUAUGACCGAAUCAGACGAUGAAUUUAAUACAGAAUUAGAUUUAAAUAUUUCCAAUACUUUAUCAUUAAAAGAGACAAAGCAAUCUGAAGAAGUGUUUAGGAGAAAGAACGUAAAUAAUAAUACAGAGAGAAAUAAAAAGAAAAGUAAAGUUUUGAAUUAACAUCUUCUUUUGAUACUAUAUAACAAGAAAAAACAAGAGAUGGAUGGAUGAGGAACGCACAAUAGUUUUAUCUUUAUUCCGAACUGCCAUGGAAAAUAAAAAAUUACCAUCUAUUUAUGAAAUUAACGAAAUAAAAACCAAAUAUCCUGUAUUAAAGAACCGUACAAAUGCUUAGAUAAAAACUUGGAUACAUAACCAGAUAAAAACAAGAAGUACUUGAAACUAUUAUCAUUAAAAUUAUUCUUGUUUUCUAUUCUAUCUGCUAUUGUCAUUUUGCAUGAGAAAGAAUGUCUGAAUCUUAUUAUGGUUUGUGUUUUAUAUAUAUAUAUAUAUAUUGUGUGCAUAGAUGCAAUUUAUAUAUUGUAUCAAUAUUUUAAAAAAUUUACACCACUAAUGGCUUUUACCCCUUCAUAUAUUUUUAGCAUCGUGAAAACUGGCAGUAUUAUUUCACACAUUAUUAUUUUAAGUUACUAUCAAUAUACACAAUAUAUAAUAUAAAAAAAUGUUUGUAUUAUUUUUUUAUUGACCUUGUUGGAUUUGCCACAGUGAUAUAUCUCUUUUCAACUUUGAAUUUAAAACAUCCGAUCUGUGGGGCAUACCGUGAGUUUUGGCGAUUUGUCAAAAUUUUCAAAUAUAUGUAGGUGGUGCGACAGUCAAUGGAACUUCGGGAACAGUCGCGCCUUCUUUCAAUAUAAAUAAUUAAAAAUCUAUACUUUGGCUAAUUACCGAGUCAUAAAUAUUU
Molecule: messenger RNA, 4023 nt
Organism: Temnothorax curvispinosus
Lineage: Eukaryota; Metazoa; Arthropoda; Insecta; Hymenoptera; Formicidae
Product: probable serine/threonine-protein kinase DDB_G0278845
Exons: 7
Coding region: 129-3281 (1050 amino acids)
Source: RefSeq, a predicted model, not a curated record